Messenger RNA from Venturia canescens, 2693 nucleotides. RefSeq names its product fork head domain transcription factor slp2-like. The transcript has a single exon. Gene Ontology annotation, biological process: regulation of transcription by RNA polymerase II. Gene Ontology annotation, cellular component: nucleus. Gene Ontology annotation, molecular function: sequence-specific double-stranded DNA binding; DNA-binding transcription factor activity. NCBI's taxonomy places the organism in Eukaryota, Metazoa, Arthropoda, Insecta, Hymenoptera, Ichneumonidae. The coding region runs from base 347 to 1645 and encodes 432 amino acids. The record is from RefSeq and is a predicted model, not a curated record.
GAUACGCGUGACCGUUUGGACGGUGCACUUCGUCAGCUUCUUCUGGUAGUUCCGCGGCGUCAUUCGGGAUUCUCGCGUUGUUCGCUCUGCGCGCGGUUCAAAGUUGACCGAUAAAGAAGCAUCAUCGAAGAAAGUACAUGUCGAAGUGCAAACUGAGUUUAAGCAUUAAAACAAUAAAGACGCAGAGUUUUGGUGUGUUUUUCGAGUGUUUCGAAGAACAAGUGUUAUUUGUGGAUGAUCUCAAGUUCGUGAAUAAAAAGACACAGUAAGAGUUCGAUCGCGAUUCGAGGAGGGAGUAUUCGGAGGUGUUAUAAUCCCAAGUGAAAAGUUGAACGAUUUCAAAGAAAUGGUGAACAUGGAGAGUUCGGGUGAGCAGCAAACGGUAACCGUUUCACCGCCGAUCCGUGCGUCGCUCGGAAAAAGUGAUUUCAGCAUACGCUGCAUCGUCCCGGAGGCUUGCGCGGUAAGCAGUCCGGACGUGUCGCACGUUGAGGACAGCGACGAAUCGAGCGAUCUCGAUGUGACGGGUGACGGUGCUGAGACACCGCCGUUGGAUUGUUCGCGAAACGGCUCGUCCGCGAGUCCGACCAAUCAAUCGAGGGACACGAGUGGCCGAGAUCAGCAGUCGGAGGAUGACAAGAAAUCGAAGAAGCCCCCGUACAGUUACAACGCUCUCAUAAUGAUGGCGAUUCGCCAGAGUCCCGAGAAGCGUUUGACUCUGAACGGCAUCUACGAGUACAUUAUGAGAAAUUUUCCUUACUACGAGAACAACAAGCAAGGAUGGCAAAAUUCAAUUAGGCACAAUUUAUCCUUGAACAAGUGCUUCGUCAAAGUGCCCCGUCACUACGAAGAUCCUGGCAAAGGAAACUACUGGAUGUUGGACCCGAGCUCGGAGGACGUCGUGAUCGGCGGCACGACCGGGAAGCUGCGCAGAAGAACGACCGCGGCUUCGAGAUCGCGUCUCGCCGCCUUCAAGAGGAGCGUCGUAUUAGGCGGUCUUUAUCCGACCCCGUACCCGCCGCCCGGGUGGCCAGCCUCGCUCUACACUCUGCCGUACCUCCACCGGGCGACAGCCUGUUAUCCAACGGCUCCCGGACCUUACGCGACACCGGCUGGAUAUCCGGCGAGUCUUUUACCCGGCGCCGCGACCACAACGACCGCUGGGAUGCCCUGCAAGCCGCAGCCUCUUCCGGCGAGCACCGCUCCGCCGAGCCACGGAGGAUUCUCCAUGGAGAGACUCCUGCAGGCGCCCAGUGGCUAUCCCAGCGGCAUCGGUGCACCGGGACUCCCGGCACCCGCGAUCCCCUACGACGUCUACACCACUCUGAGGAAUAUCGCGGCCCACCAACAGCAACAGCAGCAGCAGCAGCAUCAACAGCAGCAGCAGCAUCACCAUCACCAAGCGAUGUUCGGACAGCAGCAACGCUACCUCAUGAGCCAACAGCAGCAACCUCACCACGUUCCAAGUCAACCGACCUCGACGACCGCCUCGCCUGGCAGCAGCCCCGAACCCAUGAGCCCGCACUCCCCGAACUCCGUGACGAUCUGCAAUCCCGGCGGACAACAACAGAGACAGCACCAUCCGCACAGCCCGCCUCAACUCUUUCUCAAGCCCAUCACCGUUCUCACCGGCAGGCAAAGUUGAAGCGCCUCUUCUCUCACCCCCUGAACUGGUAUCUUCAAUCACGGACGAGCAAUCGCAUCCAGUUGUUAAAGAUCCUCGAGUUGGAACCCGAGAAUCUCAGUCGAAGGCAACGCCAGCACCGUGGUUAAUCGACUCCGGUGUUUGUGCCAGAGACGCGGCUGUAAUACCGCGUCCCAUCAACAGUGCCCGCACCGCCGCUCAUUUUGUCUAUCGCGAUAUACAUUCGUACGGGAAAACAACAAAUUUUCUCCAUUACUCCGAUCAGUUGGGCACGAACCGAUCGACUUAUCUUGCAUCGUUUCGUUACCGAGGACGCGUCCGAUGGACCAUUGUUUUCAUCAAAUUUCUUCCCUCUUUUCUUUCAAUUCACUCUCGCGUUUUAUAUUCCAUACGGCUCUUCUUCACAGACCAAUUAUUCGUGUCCGGUCGCUCCCAUCGCGACGCUUGUGUCUGAUGUCGGGGCUGCAUGGCACUUUAUCCAGUGCCCAUUACCAAAAUACGAGGCAUCUUACUGUGUCAUUAUUAUUAAAUAUAUUAUCAUUAUUGACGCCUCCCGAGUGAUGUACGUUAUUUCAUAGUAGAGUAAUAUAUUGUACAUAAAGACAAAUCUGAUCGAUUGAUUUUUUCUCUUCUGACUUCUACCGAUAUCUAUAAAUAUUGUGAACGAUAAUAUUAUAGAUUUGCAGUAGAAAUAAAUCUGCGUAGCGCCUUCGAAUACUGCGAUCUCUCCUCGAUUGAGAGAAUCGUCACGAGUCCCAUCGCGAAGUAGAGAAAAAUUGAAACAAAUUGUACUCGUAAUUAUCAGCAUAAGUAAGAUUGUUGUGUACAUACAAAUUUCGAUGGACUAAACGGAAAUGAUAAAUUAUUGUAAAUACGAUUAAUGCUGAAGAACGAUCGAUAUAUUCGAUGCUUUGAAUAUAUUAUAUAAAUAUAUAUAUAUAAAUAAAUGUACAUAUAAAUGCAUAUAUGAGAGGAACAGAGUGGGCGGAAAGACACAUGUCUGUAUAAAUGUGAAAAAUAAAUGUUGAAGAAUUUUUUUAUAAUUUAA